UCUCUUGUAAAAACAAGAAGGCAGACUUUCUGAUUGGACAUGGUUUUGGAAAGGAUAUGACAUCAGCCACAUCCCUCACUUUGUUCUGUAUGUCUGCAAUCUUCUUGCACUUUUUUAUUCAGUCAAUGAAAGAGGUGUUCUGUUAAACUGCAAUGCCAAGGCAAGAUGGAAUUUGAACUCACAUGAUCUCAAAACGGUGAAGUGAAAUAACUGUAUCCAGAGUGAGCAGUCUUGCAAUGGACGAGGAAGGAGCAAAUGCCAGUUCUCACAUGCCACAGGGAUCAGAAAGACAGUCUCAUGUAGCCUACCAACCAAAUCCAUUGAUGGGUGAUUUUGUUUCCGACUGGUCUCCUAUACAUGAUGCCUCCCUACAUGGGCGACUGCUUGCUCUGAAGAAACUCAUCAAUCAGGGAACCAGUGUGAAUCUCAUGACUGCAGAUUGUGUGUCUCCUCUCCACGAAGCUUGCCUAGGUGGAUAUUCUGCUUGUGCCAGCAUUUUGUUGAAACAUGGGGCCCAUGUAAAUGCAGCUACUGUUGACUGGAACACACCUUUGUUCAAUGCUUGUAUCAGUGGCAGUACAGAUUGUGUAAAUCUGCUACUGGAACAUGGAGCCAGCCCACAUCCAGUAUGUGACCUGGCAUCACCUAUCCAUGAAGCUGCUAAGAGAGGUCACACUAAAUGUGUAGAGGCCCUUGUAUCUCAUGGAGUCAAUAUUGAUCACAACAUAAAACACCUUGGUACUCCACUUUAUAUUGCUUGUGAGAACCAGCAAGUGGACUGUGCCAAAAAAUUACUUGAGUCAGGAGCAAGUGCAAACACUGGGAAAGGUCUAGAGUCCCCUCUCCAUAUGGCUGCUCAAACUUCCAAUGCUGAUAUGGUGCAUUUGCUUCUUGACUUUGGAGCAAACACAAGAGCCAGGAAUGCUGAGGGCAAAAAACCAACAGAGCUAGUUUCACCAAGCAGCUCACUUGCACAGAUAUUUCUGCAGAGAGAAGGUGCCCAUUAAUCUUUGUCUUGUUCAAAAUCAAAGGCCCUUUUCCUUGAUGCAGUUAUGCCGCCUAUGUAUAUGGAGAUACUUGGGAUCCAAAAGACAACAAAGAACAAAUGAACUUCUUUUACCAGAUGAGCUGAAACGGUUUCUCUUGUAUCUUUAAAAGUUUUCUGUUUUCUAGUGGCUUAUUAAAGUUUUGUUUCUUA
This is a messenger RNA of Sceloporus undulatus (fence lizard), 1198 nucleotides long. RefSeq names its product ankyrin repeat and SOCS box containing 9 (gene ASB9). Bases 237 to 1007 code for a protein of 256 amino acids. Gene Ontology annotation, biological process: intracellular signal transduction; protein ubiquitination; positive regulation of protein catabolic process. Gene Ontology annotation, molecular function: protein binding. The record is from RefSeq and is a predicted model, not a curated record. The transcript has 8 exons. Lineage: Eukaryota; Metazoa; Chordata; Lepidosauria; Squamata; Phrynosomatidae.